Molecule: messenger RNA, 900 nt
Organism: Stylonychia lemnae
Lineage: Eukaryota; Ciliophora; Spirotrichea; Sporadotrichida; Oxytrichidae
Source: the annotation of a GenBank genome assembly
AUGAUUUAGAAGGUUAAUUAAAGAGAAAGAAAAAAGGAAAAAAUAGAGAAUUUAUUGGAGGAAGCUGAAUCUACCUUGUAUGAAUUAGAUAAGAAGUAGCAGAAAAUCAAUGAGCUCUAGGAAUUUUAACUUGAACUAUACCCUACUAAGAAGAAUUACUCAAAUGUCUCAAACAAAAUAUUUUAUCAAAAAUUGCCUUCAAACCUAGUUUCUAUUGUAGAGAAUUAUACAAGUGAAUCUGUCUCAGGUAGAGUUGAGACUUCAACAGAUUAAUAACUUUAAUAGCUGCAAGAUAAAUAGCUGACUGCUAAAUCCAAAUUUAGACCAGCUAGUGAAUAGAGUAAGAGAUUAUUGUCAAAUAUUUCUAAUUAAAAAGGACAUUAAGAUGGCCAAACUUAAUCAUAAUUAUUGGCAAAAAAUGAAGUCAAUCUUAAAGUUGAAAUUGAAUAACUUGGAAACUUUAAUAAAUUUAAAACAGAUUAGAGAAAAUAUGAAUCAACAACUAAGAUUAACAUACUAAACAAUUCUAUCAGUAAAUUGCCUACUCAUCACAAUGACCUCUACCUAAACAAGUCUUACACUAAAUCUUCUGAAAAUAAACCUAAAAGAUUGCAAUCAGAAUUUUUAUAGAAGACACCAGAUUAAUACUUAAAAUAGCCAUCAAAUACCGAAUCCAAGGCUAUUACAAUCACAACUUAAAUCCAUUAAUACUAACCAAACAUUCAGGAGAAUAAAAGCUAGAUAUUGAGAUUAAAUACUAGCAAUAAAUCUCCAAGUUACUAGAAGCAGACAACUAAUCUCAGUUUUAAAAGUUAAGAAUUCCAUAGUGUUAAGGGUAAGAAUUUACUUCCACCAAUAUUUUCAGGACCCCAAAAUAAAAGACAAAUGACACAAUUGUGA